Molecule: messenger RNA, 4379 nt
Organism: Mya arenaria
Lineage: Eukaryota; Metazoa; Mollusca; Bivalvia; Myida; Myidae
Exons: 7
Coding region: 387-2228 (613 amino acids)
Source: RefSeq, a predicted model, not a curated record
UUAUAAAUUGAUUUCAAACUGAAGUCUCUUUGCUUUACAAGGAACGUGACAAUUUUUUUUAAUGGAGAUAGUUUUAUUCUUUAAAGAUGCACUCUUACUCAGAAUAAGAUUUAUAACAAUAAAUACACAUGUUUCAAUAAACAAAAAAAGGAUUAAUAAAUGUAAAAAAACAACAAUGGUUCUUAUGAAGGACACUGUGAUUAAUUUGAAAGAAACGUAUAGUUAAUACGGAUAUAAAGAGACCGACUGAAACGUCUGUUUUUGGCCAUGUGAGUUAAAGGCAACGGGACGUGUUGUUUAAAGGCAUCCGCAGUCUUCUGAGCAAUAAAACGUUCCAAUUUGUGAUCUCAUGUGGUUUUUAUUCUUCGAGAACUUGACAGGUGGAAAUGGACUUAUUGAAAGGGAACAAAUGGGUUUUUGAUCCAUUUGCAACUAGGGCGCAAUAUGCAGAAGCAAAUACAAAAAGGGUCAAAAGUGCUCCAGCGUCCAAACGUUUCGAUACUCUUACGGACAUUCUCGCAUUUAACAGUAAUUGUGAUCUUAGUUCGCCGGUGCCUAGUCCAAAAUCCACUGAUUUAAACCGAAUUAAGCCCAAAAGCGCUUCAUCAGUCGAACAAAUCGAAAAAUUGUAUUUCGUUGAUUGGAUUGAUACACGAGAUCAAAGAGCUUAUAGAUAUUGCUCGAGAAGAACCCAAACGGCCAUUUCAAAAUGCAGUGAGAAUGCUCAUGAUCAAAACAAACCUUCAAUAUAUCAAGGCAAGAUUGAAGUUUAUGCGUCCAAGCGCUGUUUUUUGAAAGGAUUGUUUAAAACAGCAUCUGUCUUUAAACACACGACCAUUUCGGACAUACAAAAGCACGGAAGUUGUGAUUGUCCAGUUGUAUUGAUCGUUUCAAGCUCUGAGCAAGAGAAGAUUGAGGACUUUUGCGCCAACAUUAGACGUGAUCAAGAAAAUAAACUGGUUUGCGCUUUAAUUGUAACCGAAAAUGGUCAUAUCGAAAAACCCGUUGUUCACAAAAGAAAGUUUGGUUUUUGUCAACAGUGUUCAGACACUGAUCAGAUAUCUUGUUGCGUUGAUGACUUGUUGGAAAGACUCAUUUUCAGGUUCUAUGAGGAUGUACUGAAAUCACAUUUUUAUUCUAUGUCAAAAGGAGAGGAGCAUUGUUUAGAACAAGCCAAGGAAAAUGAUGAAAUCCUACGGGAAGCGGUAGCCCUGCACGCCAAGUUUGAAAUACCUCUUCCGGAAUGGCUGGAGCCCCAGGCACAAUCUGUUACCGAUAUCUGCGAUAUCUGCGAUGAUAAAUAUCUUCUCAACGAAUUGGACCCUGUAUUUCGUAAGCUUGAUCAAAUGCCGUUUGUGUUCGACAUUGUUCCGGAAGCAAAACACAUUGCUGUUAAAGUUUUGAAAGCUAAAACAGAAAAGGAAACUACUCAACAAGUUGAUGCGGUAAAACGGGAAUGUAAAAUAAAGGCAGACUUAUUCAAAAUCAAGAUGAUUACUUUCAACAAAUGCACAAAGUACAAAUACGAAAGUGGUAAUGAGCUUACAGUAGAGAACAGAACUGGUACGCUGAGCGGAUUCGCUAAGAUGAAGCAGCUUGAAACGGAGAAGAUGGUUGCAAUUUUAGCUGGACACGUUGCGGAUGAUAAAAAAUCAAAACAUUUUGAUACAACCUUGAAGAUACAAAAAGAAACUGUAGGGGAAAUUCGGCCGAGAGCUACAAAUCUUGAGGGUUUUUCUGAUAUAUCUAUUGCAGAUAUAUCAAAGGAAAUAUCGCAACACUGUGACAAGAAGUUCAAAAAUGAGGAUAACGAACGCUUCAUCGCGGUUCCUUUGCAAACCGACUCCGGUGAACAAAAAAAGAGCCGUUUUGAACGAGUUCAUAUUUGGGGUGCAAAGUCUAAACCAGGAACGGCGCAAGUGAAAGAAUACGGCAUUCCACGACCAGACGCCACAGGUCUCAUUUACAUUGCAAAAGAACCACAUGCUUCUAUCGAAACUUACUGGAAAGAGGGCGAUAGUGGUGCAAUGGUGCUUUCUGAAAGAUACCGAAGAGAAAAAGAUCAACAUUUGAUUGCAAUUGGAUUAUUUAUUGGACAAAGCAUCGAAGACGAUGGCACAAAAUAUGUUGUGUUCUCAUUACAGAGUGGCUUUGAUCAUCUCUCGAAGGAUUAUGACGCACGAUUUAAACUUUACAAAGAUGAAAGUAAUGAAGAAGAAGACGAUUAACAAUUUAUUUUCAUCGUUGCUGUGUUUUAAAAAACAAGGACAGAAAUGAAAAAGAUAACCCAGUCAGCACAACGACAAUGGCCCUGUUCCAUAUGCCGUUCACAUCAUCAUGCCAUUACCGUAGGUACUUUUCCGGUACUGAUGGUAUCACUGGCUUAUUGUGCCGUCCCAAUACCAGCAAAUAUCAUCGGGUCAUUAACGAAGCCUAUUCCAAAUCCUUGCCGAUAACCAACUAGCCCGGUACUGUGGUAAUUGUUGACUCAUUGCAGUCCAAUAUUUCAACUGCCUGACUGUUUUCAGAUAAGAUUUUUCAGUAAACUUGGAACAUCUUUUGCUGCAAGUAGUAACUGUAUACGAACGGUUUCAAAGAAUGUUCGGAUUGUCUUUUUAGCAACACAGAAAAUUUUACUGAACAUAAGCUUUCUAACACAAAAGCUUUAUAGUAACUGCGCAAGAAUACUGUUAUAUAUUGUUAAUUUGCUAUUGCUGUUGAAUCUCUAUGCGAUUGUUUUUGUCAAAUAUGUUUUGAUAAUUCUGCUAUUUUCCGAGAUAAUCAGGUGUAUGAAUGCAGACGAGUGUUCUUCAUGUUGAGCAAAUGCUAUUUGCAUUUACUCUUCAUCAACUCUAUAACACAACUGUUAAUGUUCUGCAAUCCCGAUUCAAAGCAUCAGUCCCCAUCACGAUUACACUUUUAUGAUAUAUUUUUUAAAAUGAUAAGACUGCUUGUUUAUUUAUAUUUGAUACGGUGUUUGUUUCGAAAAUCAACCUUAUGAUUUCUUCAAAGUGCAUAUAACCUAUAUAACAAUCGAUGUCGGCAUACGUUUUAGAACUUCGAUUAACAUAAUUGAUCCAUUAUUUAUAGAUUCAUUUAUUUUAGGUAUUUCGUAAGCUUAAACAAAUGCCAUUUGAUAGUACACGCGGGUCACAGUCAUUUUCUAUAAAUCAUAUAUAUCUAUUCUAAAUCGUCUUUGAACGAGUCGUUAGACUUGUUUGAUAACCAAUGUAUGAUAUUUUACCAGUUUUAAUACAAGCAUAAUGCUGAAGCUUAAUUUUUGUGAAAAGCAAUUUAUUCGAAAGGCUUUUAAUCACUUUCAAAUUUUGAAAUUACUUAUACAUGUCAUUUCACCCAAUUGCUGCUUUUUGUUUACACGGUAUUGUAGAAUUGAUUUUCGAAUAGUGAUGUGAUGUGAUGUAAACUUAUUUACUAGUAUUUUUAAUACUUUUCGAAUAUCGUAUAGUUGCUCAAUGUGUUUAAAAUUUGUGAAUAGGUUCAAGUAACAAUAAAAGUGAGGUUAUUAAAUAUUAACUGUUUAACAUUUCAAUUAUUGUUGUUUAUUUCUAUUCCUUUUACUUAUAUAUUUAAGAAAUUAUUACUGUCAACUUGGGAUUUCUAAUCAUAGAAGUACUUGGGGUUUACCUGUUAGUUUAUUCUUAUUUGUUUUAUUUUAAAGUUUCCUCAAAUUAAUGCAGACUUAGUUUAGACCCAAGUGAGUUAACAUUUUACUGACCGUUUCUGUGCGGUACUUAACAAUCCUUGAUUAACAUCCCUAAUUGUUGAUAUACAAUAUAUUUACUGUGUUGUUUAAGGAGUUUUUUUACGUUGUUUCAUGUUUCUGGUUUGUUUAGUGUUUAUGUUGAUCUUGUGCCAUUUUUUACAAAUCAUGUUUAGAAAUAGAAUUAUAUGACGAUGCAUUCUUAACAAAUAAUACGUUAGCUUCCAAAUGACUAUUAUCUAAGAAGAUUAUCAAAUUUGAUAUUAACCUUCUCACUGACCACCGCUGCUCAAAAUGAUGUUGUUAAUCACCCUAAUAACUUAGCGGGAAUUCGCAAACAAGAUGUCCAGUUACACGUGAUACAGACAAUAGCAUUGAUAGGCCAACGUACUUGUUUUUUAUUCAAUGUUAUAUAUGCAAUGUAUAGUUCAUGUUGUUUUAAAUUGAUUAACAUUAUCUUGAAAAAAGACAUUUAGUAUGUUUGUCUUCAAAGAAAUGAAAUCUAACAUAUUGUCAUAUCAGGCUAUGUGAGUAAAAGAUACUCGUAUUGUUAAACGUUUUCAAUCUAAAAGAUAAACAUAUUAUUACUAAUAUUUAUGUCAGAAGUUCUUCUUCAUAACACGGAUAAAUAGUAUUUUAUAUAAGUACAUGCCCAUGC